Daktulosphaira vitifoliae (grape phylloxera) is the source of this 915-nucleotide messenger RNA. RefSeq lists its product as uncharacterized. The record is from RefSeq and is a predicted model, not a curated record. The transcript is spliced from 3 exons. Lineage: Eukaryota; Metazoa; Arthropoda; Insecta; Hemiptera; Phylloxeridae. The coding region runs from base 190 to 696 and encodes 168 amino acids.
UGUGUAAGUUUGAUAACGUUUUAUGCGAAUUUAAGUUAAAUAACAAAGUACAUGCUUUAUUUUGAACUUUGUAAUGAUAACAUAUUUUGCCAAUAAAACCAGCUAAAUAAUAAAUAAAAUCUAAUAAGUUAUUUGUAAAUACAAGAGACGAUUUUUUAGUAAUCUUAAAAUGUUGGACCAAUUCCAAUAAUGGAACCACGCUACAAAACACUUAUUAUUUUUGUAAACAUUUGUGUAUUUUUAAUAUGCUGUACGUGUCUUAAAAAAACAUUUCAUUGGCUUAUUUCACCACAUCAUUCAAAAUUCAAUGAACAAGAACUUCUAAAAACCUCUGAUGAAAUAAAAAUGAAAGCAAAGAUCACUUUUGAAAAAAGUAACGAGUUAUUGUUAACACGUGAUCAAUAUUCAAGUUAUCUUAGUCUUUUUUUUGGAAGUUGGAAAACACUUAUCUCAGAUUUAACAAAAUAUUGGUGGAUAACAAUAGUAUCAACAUUACUUCCCUUGUUUAUGUAUUGGAGAUUCAAAUGCAAUAUAAGAAUUAAAUUUUCUGAAUGGAAAACAAAUUGCAAUCAAAACAAGCAAAAUGAAAAAAAUAACUCUAGACGGUUAACAUUACCUGAUUUAACAUUGGCUAAGCAUGCCAGAAGAGAAUCUAUGAUUGAUAAACAAAAGAAGUUAUAUACAAAAAAAAAUUAGUUGACAGACAACAAUCAAUUAGCAAUGCUACAACUGAACUCAAUCUUUCAAGGAAAUGGUCGUUUGAUAGAGGUGAAGAUAUGCCAUCAGAAAAAAAAAGGACACAUCUUAUUAGACGAUAUUAAUAUAUUCAAAUAUGCUUAUAAUAUUGUAUAUAUAUAUAUAUAUGUUACAACAAUUAACUAUGUGCCAAUUAAAAAACUGAUUGUGACAUUGAAA